AUGGGCGUAAAGGCGAUAACUCCUCUGCCAGAGACUGCGUGCAAGCCUGCGCACGAAGCUGUGGUGGUCAUGAUCACAGCCAAUGUCACGAUAGUCCGACAGGUUGCUGAUAUCAUUCGACAGCACCCUGAAUGUCAGUACACGUUGAUCUUCAGUCCUCGGAGGAGUCCGUCAUGCGAUAAGAUUUUAGAGAAGGAGGGCGUGUUCGGAA
This is a messenger RNA of Sphaeroforma arctica JP610, 211 nucleotides long. RefSeq lists its product as hypothetical. The transcript is spliced from 2 exons. The record is from RefSeq and is a predicted model, not a curated record. NCBI's taxonomy places the organism in Eukaryota, Ichthyosporea, Ichthyophonida. The annotation marks the transcript as partial.